This is a messenger RNA of Salvelinus sp. IW2-2015, 2305 nucleotides long. Its product is annotated as protein THEMIS. Gene Ontology annotation, biological process: T cell receptor signaling pathway. Gene Ontology annotation, cellular component: nucleus; cytoplasm. The record is from RefSeq and is a predicted model, not a curated record. NCBI's taxonomy places the organism in Eukaryota, Metazoa, Chordata, Actinopteri, Salmoniformes, Salmonidae.
CCUGCUGCAGCCCUAGUGACUCAUAGAUGGCUGCUCUCUCUCUGUGUCACUGAGUUGCAUUGUUCACUGUAGAAUAUAGAGAGCCUUCAUACUAAAGUAUAAGCACUGGCACUUAGGUUAUACCAAAACCUCUGGUCAACCUUUUGCUGAUCCAUGGAGAAGAUGGCAUCUCCUCUCUAGGUUUCCUUUAGGGUAUACAUAGUCUGGGUCACCCAGAGUCCAAAUGGAAAGGAUGGCUAUGACAUUGGAAAAGUUCACCCGCUCUCUUGAUGCCACGUCUCUCCCUAGAGUACUGCAGAUACAAUCUGGAUAUUAUUUCCAAGGUUCUGUGUAUGAACUGUUUGGAAGAGAGUGGAGUUUCUCCUAUGGAGAGCUCCUGAAGAUCAUUGGGAUCAGUGUCACCAGACUCAAUGUGGAACUUCAGUCUGAGGGUUCCAAAUCUAUGACAGUAGAUAUAUCUCUCGACUAUCCAGGCCUUUUCAGGAUCGUGGCCGACAAGAGCCCAUACGCCAGUAUACAGGAGAUUGUUGAGGCAGUGUGUAUCAGCCCUGAGUGCCUGGGCCAGCCAGAGUUCCGCUGCCCUGAGGAACUACAGCUGGCUGAGGGGACCAUCCAGGCUGAGGAGAGCUUCAGACUCACUGCUCUUAGGACGAAGCACGGAGACAGCCAUGUUGACUGUGAGGUCACGCGGAAAGACUCCAAGCACAUCUUCACUGUGAAGCUCUCGCACACUGGGGAGUUCUAUGAGUGUGCCGACGACCAGUUCUACACCCUCAGGGAGCUGGUGGAGUGGAAAAUGCCCAAAGGAAGGAAAAGGACAGUGACUUGGGCCAAGUCUUUGCCAUCAAAGGAGAAGUGUCUGUCUAAGUUGCCAGAGGACUACAGUGGAGAGCUGGUUCUCACACCUGUCUACGAGCUCCAGACUGUGUCCAAGUUUGGGAAGAACGUUGUUUUCAUCCCAUCUACCCUUGACGUUGAGGUGUUGGACGUAACCGAGGAGAGUGACGGUGCCUGUUUCAUGCAGCCUCUGUCACUCCGUGAUGUCUUUGCCAAGCCGAGCGAGGUCUUCCCCUUCAGGGCUGAGAUCAUAGAGCCACCAUCACAAGUUCAGGAGGAAUUGGGUUUCCUGAAGUCCUCUAAGCAAGUCAUUGUCCACGGUGCCUACCAGACCAAGAGGAUCCUAGCGUCUGAGAUCCGCAGCGAGGCCCAAAGACGCUUCCUCAUUCCAGUGUCUUACAACGGCAGGUUCAAGCGCAGGCCCCGGAUGUUCCCCACAGCGUAUGACCUAGAGGUAGCCAAGAGUGACAUGGAGCAGCUCCACGUGGUGGCUACCAGGGCCUUUGAGGCCGACUACGAGGGUCUGUCCUCAGUACUGGUGGGAGACCAGUACCUGGUCCACAAAAGGGAGACCAGUGAGGUGAUCUACGGCGGCAGGAGAAAGACGGUGGAGGCCCUGGCCUGUGAGAAGAUGGUGGGGAAGAAGUACGAGGCCGUGCUGAUCCCCAUGUGUCUGUACGGCGGCUUUGUGGAGGUGGUCCACGACAAGAAGCAGUACAUGCUCUCAGAGGUCUGCCACAGGUUCUCCCUGCCCUUCAACGUCAAGGUGUCUAUGAGGGACCUCUCAGUCAUGGAGGACCUCCUGGCUGGGGCCACAGGGCUGCAGCUGGAGGAGGAGAUCACUGACCCCUACCUUCUUGUCUCCACCCCGGACCUGGCCCAGUGCUGGGAGGUGCCUGUCAACCGCAUCAACAUGACCCUGCAGCUCCUGCAGCAGUGGAGCGGCCCAGAGCCGACCCAGGGCCAGGCUGUCCGCUCGGCUGUGGAGGAGAUAGGAGAGGACUGCUAUUUUACCCUGAGGAGGUACGUCAACGCCAGUGUGCUGCCUCCCCCUCGACCACCCAAGAGACAUCAACAGCCCUUAGAAGACACAUUGAAACUGCAGCCUCCCAGGCCAAAGAAGCCAGACCCCCCCUCUCCAAAGAGCCCACAUACAGCCAAACCAGCCAUGCCUAGCCCUAGUUCAUCUGAUUGUGCAGAACAGAACACCUCUAUACCAAGAAAUGAAACGUCCAACACAAAUCUGGUUGCAGUGCCUAAACCAGGCCCACAAAAAGCCAUCGUUGAAGAAAACAGUCCUCACAACAAUACAAUUGAACAGGAUGAUGAAUACACUCAUGAUUAUGAAUACAUUGAUGAGGAUGAACUUGACAGCAUCAGGAGAAAAUUUAAUGACCAAAGUAUUCACAUAACAGACAAAAAGAAAUCAGAAAACACAUAUGCCAUGCAGACUGCAAAACAGGUUUAG